Molecule: messenger RNA, 1799 nt
Organism: Lycium barbarum (goji berry)
Lineage: Eukaryota; Viridiplantae; Streptophyta; Magnoliopsida; Solanales; Solanaceae
Product: aspartyl protease family protein At5g10770-like
Exons: 2
Coding region: 158-1588 (476 amino acids)
Biological process (GO): proteolysis
Molecular function (GO): aspartic-type endopeptidase activity
Source: RefSeq, a predicted model, not a curated record
GUUCUCAUGCCUGAUUCCAACCCCUAAGAAUCUCAUCUCAUCCACACUCCACUCUCUCCUCUUUUCUCAUUCUUCCAUUUUCUUUCCCCUGCAUUCUCUUCAUUCCUAAGUACCUUCAAAUUUCAAUCUUCAUAAAAGUUGUGAGCUUUAAUAAACAAUGUCUCUUUGGACAUAUUCAACUUUUCUUCUUCUUUUCAUUCUGCUCACUUCAACUUAUGGGGCAUUUGGCAAUGCAGACAAGGAACAAAUUCUUCCACUCAAAAGACUUCAAAGGACACAGCAGUACAACAACCCAAGUUGUCAUUCUCAAAACUCAAGAAGUGAAAAUGGAGCAACAAUAUUGGAAAUGAAGCACAAAGAUUACUGCUCCGGAUCAAUUGACAACAUGAACAGAAAUCUUCAGAAACAACUGGUAGCUGAUGAUAUUCGAGUUCGGUCAAUACAAGCUGAUAUCAAAAACAUCAUUUCUGGAAAAAUUGAAACUUCAUCACAAACCCAAAUUCCUAUAACUUCUGGUGUCAAACUGCAUAGUCUAAAUUACAUUGUCACAGUAACGUUAGGUGGUCAAAACGCGACAGUAAUUGUUGACACAGGAAGUGAUCUCACAUGGGUCCAGUGCCGACCUUGUAGAUUAUGUUACAUUCAACCAGACCCUCUGUUCAACCCCUCUGUUUCUCCUACUUAUCGAUCAGUUUCAUGCAACUCGGCGACUUGUCAAUCUCUUCAAUCUGCAACUGGAAAUUCAGGAUUAUGUGGGACCGAUUUAAAAGAGUGUAAUUAUGUUGUCAGCUAUGGAGAUGGAUCGUACACUCGAGGUGAACUUGGCCAAGACCAUUUGGUUCUUGGAAGUACAUCUGUUGAGAAUUUUGUCUUUGGUUGUGGCAGGAACAAUAAAGGUCUGUUUGGUUUAGCUUCAGGGCUUAUGGGACUUGGAAGAAGUAACCUUUCUUUGAUUUCACAAGCAUCUGGGAUUUUUGGUGGUGUUUUCUCAUAUUGUUUGCCUUCAACUGGAACAAAGUCCUCUGGCUCAUUAGUAUUAGGGGGUGAUAGUGACACUUCAAUUUUCAAGAAUGCUACACCUAUUUCCUACACUAGAAUGGUUGCUAAUCCACAGCUUUUUAGCUUCUAUUUUCUUAAUAUAACCGGGAUUGGUAUCGGUGGGGUGUCUAUUCAAGGUUCAAGCUUUGGCAAAAGUGGAAUUAUGAUUGAUUCUGGUACAGUUAUAACAAGGCUGCCUCCAACAAUAUACAAGGCUGUGAAGGCAGAGUUCUUGAAACAAUUUUCAGGGUACCCUAUAAAACCAGGAUUUUCAAUUCUUGAUACUUGUUUUGACCUGUCUGCAUAUGAAGAAGUGAACAUUCCUACCGUUAAAAUGCAGUUUGAAGGAGGUGCUGAGAUGGAAGUGGAUGUUACUGGAGUUCUUUAUUUCGUAAAGAGUGAUGCAUCACAGGUCUGUUUGGCUAUAUCAAGCCUCCAAUAUGAUGAUGAGAUUGGAAUUAUUGGAAAUUAUCAGCAGAAGAACACUAGGGUCAUAUACGACAUAAAGCAGUCACGAGUUGGAUUUGCAAAAGAAAGGUGUAGUUUCUGAGUUUCACGCAAAUAAGACAAAGGAAGCCAAUAAUGUCACUCGCUGGCAACAAAAUCUAGAGGACUAUUUUUCUGAAUGUAGAGAAAAAGUAGACCUUCAAUUCUGCAGGAAGAUAUAGAAUAUUAUGAAUGCAAGUUGUUAUUAUCAAAACUGUUCAAUUGUUGUAUUUCCUAUCAACUUUUGUAAUGUAGACUGGAGAUCAACCCCAUUA